CACAGCAGCUCUCGCUCGCCUCUCCCUCUCUCUGUCAUCCCAGCUGCCUCCCGGACUGGCUUUCGGUCUGCUACACAGGGCAUUGUCACUGAUUCUCCUCGCAGAUCUUUGCGAUUUUGCGGCACACGCGACAAAGUGCAAACCGGUCGCUGUCUGCGGCCAGUUGCGGUUCAACUGCGCCUACACAGCGCCUGGAUCAUCAUGCUAAAGGGACUGCUGCUUACGGCUGCUGCUGCAAAUUCUUGGUGCCCGAGCCGGGCUUUCGUCGGGGUUCGGGUCGAGCUCGGUCGUCGAUCAGCAGCAGCAGGCGGGAGCGUUACUCCUCUGCUACCUGCGUCACCAACUGCCGGCGUUGUCCCCAGCAGCAUGAUGACACAUCACCAGCACGAUGCGAUUACCAUCGCCAGCAGCAGUGCGGCAGUGACAGAGUUAGCCGAACGAUGCUCGGCGGAGACGACCUACCAAGGAGAACAUCGAGUAGUCCACAUCGCAACGCCGGGUGCACCUCCGCCCUGGCUUGAGGACGACGAGGAACAGGGGAGUGAGCAGCAGCGGGCUACGAUAGCCGAGCUCGUCUCGCACUUCGGCGCCGUCAGUCGAGAUCGUGGGGUAGAGCUGGUGAAAUUUGGAAGCGUCUACAUCGGCGAGGUGGUCGACACCAACUGGAGACAUGCGCCCAGCAAGGAGAAGCAGAUGACGAUCGCGGCCGCUAGGAAGAAGGCGCUGAAGUCUGCCGAUCAGGCGCCAUUUCGCGGGACUUCGUUCGAGCACAUGAGACUGCGGCGUCUGCACCCCUGGGAGAGCGGCAACUUCCCGCCCCACGGUGCUUACCUCCGGGUUCACUGCGACCCCCGGACUUUCCCGGCGUCGCAGGUCACGGACUGGCGCAAGCGGAUCGUGCACAAGAACGAAGACUUCGUGGUCGUCGACAAGCCCGCGGGGGUGCCGACGGUCCCGACCAUCGACAACGGCGUGCAGAACUGCGUGUUCCAGGCAAGCCUGGCGGUCGCGGGCAUGCCCCCCGCGUCGCGGUCACUACCCCCGCCUCUGCACGCGGUGUCGCGGCUGGACGUCUGCACGUCAGGGAUCGUCGUCUUCGCGAGGCACAAGGAGGCCGCGAAGCAGCUGAACGAGCUGUUCCGUGCCAGGCGGGUCAAGAAACGGUACCUGGCCCUUCUCACCCCUGGCCCGCCCGUGCCGACGGGUUCGAUGGCCCACUGCUGCCGUUCGAAGGCCUUCGACGGGUCUCGCCGGCCGAGGAUAUACGCCGACUUCGACGAGGAGCUUCUCGCGGGCAACAAGUGGGGGGGCGCAUGGCAAGAGGCGAGGUCGACGGUCCUGCUCUGCGCCCCCGCCACCGGCUCGGCGAGCGCCGCCGCGGUGGCGGAGGACCGCGAGCGGGCGGAGACGGCCGCGAGAGCCCUGGAAGAAUCGGCGGCCGGCGCGGCGGCGAGGCUGGAGGCAGAGCUGGCGGCGGGGUUGGGGCUUGGUUCGGGGUCUUCGCCGGAAGAAAUGGUGGCGGCCGCGCGAGGAGGAGAGGGACGAGUGGAGGAGGACGGAAGAACCGUUCCCGAUGCCGAAGCAGCCACGGCGGCAGAAGCAGCACGGGAAGAAGGGGCCCAUGUCCCCCACCUCUGCGCCAUGGAGCUCGAGACGGGUCGGACGCACCAGCUGCGGUUGCAGCUGGCGGCGAUGGGGUCGGCAAUCGUGGGCGAUACUCGAUAUCGCGGCGUCGUGGGGCGCGUGCACCGGGGGUUGAGGGUAGACGAUGACACGUCUAGGUUUGGGCAGGAGCCGGAGGCGAUCGCGCUGCAGGCUGCGCGAAUAGAGUUCGAAUGGCAAGGUAGAACGGUCGUGUUCUCAACGGACCGUCCAUCGUGGGCCCUGUAAAGAAAAACAGGUGUCGCCAAGACGAGGGCUGAUUUGAGCGGGGAGGGGAGAGUCGGUGUGGUCGUUGUGGCUUGUGUUGCUCCAAGCGAAUAACGGCGGUAACUGGUGCAUGUUGGGUGUGGGCAAUUUUUUCGGUGAGGAAUGCAAUAGAGGAGGUGACGCUUAAGUGCGGUAAUGACUUUCACUUUGACGACUUCUUCGUUUGGCUUUUGGUGUGUGUUGUGCGGUACACGCACAUAAUUCGAGUCACCGUGGUGCGCGCUCUUUUGGGCCUUGUUUAUAGUAAAUGCCGACGAAUCUGACGAUCACUUGGAGUGACGUUUUGGGGCCGGGGGGGUGGAUCCUUGGCUGGAUGUGUGUGCUCGUAUUCGGCUACGGUCUCAAGAACAUUCGUGCGUAUUGUGACGCCAUCGCUUUGGCGGUUCGAGCUAGAAAAUUCAAUUUUGACAAUUGUGGAACCGUUUCCCCUGCUCCCGAUACCUAGCUGUACGAUGCGGCGACGU
This is a messenger RNA of Ectocarpus sp. CCAP 1310/34, 2393 nucleotides long. Lineage: Eukaryota; Phaeophyceae; Ectocarpales; Ectocarpaceae. The record is from the annotation of a GenBank genome assembly.